AACUAGUCACUUGUCGGUGGCUGUAACUUCUCAGUAAUUAUGAUAUUGAAAAUAGAUGCAUUUUAAACCAACCCAUGAUUUUUUUAAAAUGCAUGUAAAAGUCAAGGAAAUCUAAAUGUAAACGUUAGAAGUUAGGCUGUUAUGUGGGCGCGACUCGCAGGGGCUAUCACUUUGCUAUAUUAAUUGAGAUGACAUAUGCUAAUCAAUCUACAAGCUGAAGCCUGCGUUUCUCUUCUCUUUCGCCCCUUGGAUCUGGGAUCCGGUGACAAACAUGACGCCUGAUCUCCUUAACUUCAAGAAGGGAUGGAUGUCGAAGCUAGAUGACGAUGGAGAGUGGCGGAAGCACUGGUUCGUGUUGACGGACGCCAGCCUGAGGUACUACAGGGAUGCCAGAGCAGAGGAGAAGGAAGAUCUGGACGGGGAGAUUGACCUGAGGUCCUGUGUGGAGGUGUCCGAGUUUGAUGUGGAGAAGAACUAUGGUUUUCAGAUCCAGACCCAGGGGGCUGCGUUCACCCUGUCUGCCAUGACAUCGGGGAUCAGGAGGAACUGGCUGGAGGUUCUGAGGAAGAACGUCCUUCCCAGCAGCUCGCCCGACAUCAUGCAGCUGUCAGACAGCAGGACUGACAAGAUCCACACGUCUUGUCCCCUUUUGCCUGGUCAGCUUCCCUCUCAGCACGGUCACAGGGACUCAGGCUCUGAGGUCAUGGCCCCCACCCCGCAUCAGCUAGACUACGUGGAGCUUGCACCGGUGAUGGACACACAAGCCCCCACAAAGCCCAUCAGCACGCCCGAGACCAGAGAGGGCCUGGACAGGGAACAGGCCCGAAGACUGGAAGACAGGGCCCGGUGGUUCCAGGCUGGGGUUCCUGCCAAGGAGCCGCCACCUGGCAGCAGUCUGUGGGAUGCUGUGCACCUGAAGAAGGGCACAGGCUCCGCCUCCAGCUUGGAAGAGACGCUUGAGAGGAAGUGGGUGGAGUUUGAAAGACUGCCCCUGCGAGAGAUGAGGUCGCUGCCCCCAAUUGGAUCCUGUGGUAGCCGGCCUGCCAAUGAAGUGCUGUUGAAGGAGGUGGCCUUGCUGAAGGCUCAGGUGGAGCAGCUACAGAAGGUGAGGUUUGCAAGAGAAGGUGGGAAGUGUGGUCUAGAGGCCCCCUGUGGCCGUAGCCUGGAGGCAAUGGAGAAAGCGCACGGGGGGGCCCUGGAGGAGCUACAGAGGCGGCAUGAACGGCAGGUGAGGGAGCUGGAAGUGGAGCGUGACCGGCUGCUUCGGGAAGAGGCCCAGGCCACGGUGCAGGCUAUGGAGGUGCUGAAGACGGCCCUGAGGGUGGAGCUGGAGGAGGAAGUGGCGAGAGCGAGGCGGCUGGGUGGAGGGACGGCCGAGUUGCAGGCCAUGCCGCAGACGCAGUCUGAGCGGCAGGCCCAGCAGAGGGAGCUGGACAGCCUGUCCGAGCGGUACUCUCAGAAGUGCCUGGAGCUGAGGAGGGCGGAGGAGAGACACAGGGAGAUGGAGAGAGAGGCGAGCCGAAAGGAGACGGAGCUGGAGCAGCUGAAGAAGGAGAAUCGGGAUCUGCAGUCUCAUAUGAUGAAGGAGAUAAGCCACUUGCGCUCAAGCUCUGAGUGUGAGGGCUCAGACCGCGUCCUGCAUGACGGCCACGAGUGCAGUUCCUGCGAGUUGGAGGUGCUGCUCCGAGUGAAGGAGAACGAGGUCCAGUAUCUGCAUAAGGAGAUCGGCUGCUUGAGGGACGAGCUGCUCUCCCUCAGCAAGGAAAAGCGCUUGGCGUACGAGCGGUGUAAGGAGGCCAAUGUGGAGCUGAACGCGGCCAAGAGCCGCAGCGAGCGGGAGCUUGAGGCCCUGCGUGAGCACCUGAGGCUGGCGAUGGCCGCCCUGCGGGAAGGCCAGGAGCUGGGGAACAGCAUGUCCCACUGAGACGUUGCAGCCAGGUUGGAGAGGGAGGCUGGUCGGCCCAACCCCCUUACCCAACUCCCCCUAGGAGAGAGAAGCUCUGUGGCCAUUGCCAUUCUGACAGUCAUGUUGGCUUGUCUUCAAAAAGCUUCAUUUUUAGGGGCUCCAACGUGCUCAACGCUGCCCAAUGCCGGUCAACCCAAUAGGUAACAUAGAGGGCGCUGGUUUAGCUAGCCAACUUCACUCUGUCUCGUACAGAGGGGGCUGCACUGGCAGUGAAGCUAUUCUAGAGUGCCACGUUGGCUUUGGCCGGCACUGACACUGCCUGUGGUGACACGGAGAUUGGCAGGAAGAGGAAGAUACCAGGACACGUGAUUCUGCAGCGAGGGAACGAGUUUCCUCCCCAAAGUACUGGCUCACUCUUUUGCAUUUCCUGUUGCACAUUUCAGAACUGGGCAGUAUCUUUUCAGAGGGACAAUAGAAGAACUUAAAUGCUAUACCACUGUAGUUGUGGCAAAAUACUGGAGUAUAAGGUCUAUUUAAACAAUUAUCACCCCAUUUCUCCCUUGGUACCCAAGGGCCCUAUGAAUGUGGAUAAAAAAAGAAUGGUGGUUUUCACUUACAUUUUCUCAUACUUCCUUUGAAAUCUUGCAUUUUCUUCUGUACUUCUACUUUUCACCUUCCCUUGUUUUGCAGUGUCUGCAGGCUAUUUUUCUAGAAUUUUUUUUCAGACUUCUUUAAGCAUGUAUGAAUGUCACUGACUGGGUCAUGGGCCAAAGUUGAUUAAAUCAGAUGGCUGUCCACAGAGUUGCAGUGUUCAGAAUUUCUGAGAUUGCUGUAUGUAAAAAUUCACAAAAACUACAAAUCCCCACUCUUGGGACUCCUUGGGCCAAACAGAGAAACACCCGCAAAUGUUUUAUGCUUGUUUAUACUACAUUUUGAAUCUGUACAUUGACAUGCACCAAUGUUAAUUUUGCUCAAACACUCUGUCAGGAGGAUCUAACUUUGAAAAACCUGGAAAAUGCUUUUGUUUGAACACUCAUUUUUCAUGGUGCUGCAAUAUUUUUGUGUUUGGGAGUCAAUGGGUCAGCGUUUCACCACUUGAGAAUCAGAUUUUGUAGCAAAUACUGGAUUAUCUUCUGUUUAUGAUGCAGGCUGUGAAAAUGUUACCAUUUUAACUUCUAAAGAGCCACUUGUCACAAGAUUAAGAAACUAAUUAAAGUGUUUUAAAUCAUUUUAAUGACAAUUUGACAUCAGACCUGUUUUUUUCAACGUUUUAUUUUUCAACUGAGUUUUACUUUCUUGUGACCAAUAAUAUAUUAAGUUUUUUUUAUAUUCAAUAAACUGGUGAAUCAUUUUUGCCACAUGUUCAGUACGUUACAGUUGCUAUAUUUUGACACACCAAUACAACAAAUGUUAAUAAACACUGAUGAUACUGCAUUACUUUCUGUUCUUCUGUUAAUAAAUGUGAGGUGUGAAUUCU
Molecule: messenger RNA, 3383 nt
Organism: Brienomyrus brachyistius
Lineage: Eukaryota; Metazoa; Chordata; Actinopteri; Osteoglossiformes; Mormyridae
Product: TRIO and F-actin-binding protein-like
Exons: 12
Coding region: 272-1924 (550 amino acids)
Biological process (GO): positive regulation of substrate adhesion-dependent cell spreading; actin filament organization
Cellular component (GO): actin cytoskeleton
Molecular function (GO): actin filament binding
Source: RefSeq, a predicted model, not a curated record